This is a messenger RNA of Akanthomyces muscarius, 1437 nucleotides long. RefSeq lists its product as uncharacterized. NCBI's taxonomy places the organism in Eukaryota, Fungi, Ascomycota, Sordariomycetes, Hypocreales, Cordycipitaceae. Gene Ontology annotation, molecular function: 2-dehydropantoate 2-reductase activity; NADP binding. The record is from RefSeq and is a predicted model, not a curated record. The coding region runs from base 1 to 1437 and encodes 478 amino acids. The transcript has a single exon. Gene Ontology annotation, cellular component: cytoplasm; mitochondrion.
AUGUGGGGGAAAGCCUCACACCCGUUGCUUUCUUCCUGCAGUCGCCUUACUCCCUCUUCUCCUCACGCCGCCUGGGCCGGCAUCGCUGCGAGCAGACGAAUGGUCUCUCGGGUCACUGCGCCAGCAUGGCUCUCCUCGCUACUAAAAGAAAACAACCCGGCACCAAAGCUCUACGCGUGGACACCAGCACAUCUAGGUCUCUCCACCGGUUCGCCGCCUUCGUCGUCCUCGCUGUCGACCCAGCCGCCAGCCGCCGAUGAUGCCCGUCGCCGCUUGCACAUUCUCGGCCUCGGGAACCUAGGCCGCCUAUACGCCUUGUACAUCCGUUCUCGCGCCGAUCCGCCUCCCAUCACGCUCAUUGUCCAUCGCAAGGAGCUCCUCUCGCAAUGGCACGAGAGCAACGGCAUCGAAAUCACCACACACCACGGCCAGGUGCACACCUGCAAGGACUUUGACAUUGAAUGGUGGACGGAGGAGAAGCCGCCGUCCCAGACCGGUCGUCUCGCGCCCCCCGUUCGCGAAGCAGCCGACGGCGGCGCCAUCCAGAACCUCCUUGUCACGACCAAGGCGCAGGCCGCACUGCCCGAGGUGGACCGCAUGCGCCGCUACCUUGGCGCGCAGACCUCGGUGGCCUUUGCACAGAACGGCAUGUCCAAGCUGUGGCCGCCGCACGGCGCCGCCUACAUGGCCGCGCGCUUCCCCGCCGGCGACGGCUUCAACGCCCUGCUCUGCGUCACCAACCACGGGCUCUACUCGACGGGCGCCUUCCGCAGCGUCUUUGCCUCGCCCGCCGACGCCUACCUCGGCCCCGUCCUGCUGCAGAGCACGGCUGGCGCCGCCGCCGCGCCGCCCAGCGCCGCGUAUCUUACCUCGCAGGUCACGAGCACGCCGGUCCUCGCGGCCAAGGCCUUCAGCAGCCUCGACGUCUGGGUGCUGCAGCUCGAGAAGCUCAUCAUCAACACGUGCAUUAACCCGCUGACGGCCAUCCUGCGCUGCAAGACGGGCGGGCUGUUCGCCGCGCCGGACGGCGUCCCCGCGCAGGUCAUGGACCUCAUGCUCGCCUCGUCGAGCCGCAUCCUGCAGGCCCUCGUCGCGGACCCGAGCAACGAGGCCAUCCUCGCGACGGACACGCAGGGCCGCAGCGUCGCCGCGCUGCGGGCGGAGCUCACGGCGCGGUUUGCCCAGCCGCGGCUGCGGGACAUGCUGCACCGCGGCGGGCUGCGCGUCAAGGACAACAAGAGCUCCAUGCUGCAGGACGUCGAGGCCGGCAAGCCCACGACCGAGAUCCGAGACUUCAACGGCUGGCUCGUCGACAUGGCGGCCUACCUCGGCGACGACGCCAUCGAUGUCGGCGUCCACGAAAAGGUCAUUGAUCUAGUUGAGCGGCGGGUAGUGAUGGACGAGCAGCAGCUCGCGGCGCACAUUUUGGCAGCAUGA